AUGUAUCCUUCUUACGAAGUGGAACUGAACAUAAGUAAAGUUCGGCAGACAUUAUAUGAUUUAUAUGAUGAGUAUGUCGAGAUGUACAAUUCGGGUUCAAGCGGCCAAAGCGUUACUCAAAAUUCUUCCAGUUCCAGCCCGAGCCCCAGUCCAUCAGUAGCUGUAGCACCUUAUUCAGGCAUGAGUGAAUUUCUCACUCAUGUUUCAGCCAGUGAGAGUGUUCGACCAGAAAAAAAUGAAUUGGAUUUGUACUUUGAGGAUGGCCUGCUUACUGCCAAAGAUAACCCAGGUGUGGAUAUUGUGAAUCUAGAUGCACUCAAGUGGUGGAAAGACACAUCAAAGUACAAGAUAUUGCCAAAGAUGGCUAUUGAUAUCUUAGCCAUACCUAUCAGCACGGUUGCUUCAGAAGCUACAUUCAGUGUCGGAACCAGAGUGAUUGGUGCUUAUCGUUCUUCCUUGGCACCGGAAACUGUCGAGAUGUUGAUGUGCGCUGGUGAUUGGUGUCGUAAGCAACAUGGCAUCAAGAAAAAAGAUAAGGUGUUGGACUUAGACCUCUACAUGCUGAAGAGGAAGGUCUAA
Molecule: messenger RNA, 579 nt
Organism: Striga hermonthica
Lineage: Eukaryota; Viridiplantae; Streptophyta; Magnoliopsida; Lamiales; Orobanchaceae
Source: the annotation of a GenBank genome assembly